Messenger RNA from Bactrocera latifrons, 5223 nucleotides. It is a transcript of the gene haf, whose product is annotated as leucine-rich repeat-containing protein let-4. NCBI's taxonomy places the organism in Eukaryota, Metazoa, Arthropoda, Insecta, Diptera, Tephritidae. Gene Ontology annotation, molecular function: protein binding. The record is from RefSeq and is a predicted model, not a curated record. The coding region runs from base 420 to 3212 and encodes 930 amino acids. The transcript has 8 exons.
UCGGCUUGCCACAACGUACUUGUGGUUAGCUUUCGGUUUAAACCGCAAUUCAUUCGGACUUUUUAGUAGAGAAGUGUUUUUCUGUUUAUUUUUUUUUCAUACAAAAUAUAGAGGCAAAUACUCAUGUAUAAGUUUUCUUAUACUCGUUUAUAUACGCACAUACAUAAGUACAUAUGUUUAUGAAUUAUAAAAAGUUUAAUAGCUUUCGCGUGUGAGUAAAGUGUUUCUGUUAUUUAAAUAUAAUAUAUAUUUUGUUUGGAUCCAUUUGGCCUAAAAAGCUCUCAAAGUGUUUUGUGAUCGGUUUAUUAAAACAUAYGGGUGGAAAUAUAUGUUAUUCAUGGUCUCAUACAAUAAUACAUAAAGUAAAUUUUCGCAACAAGACAAGCAAGAAUUCUUAAAGAUUUUUCGACAAAUGCAAAAUGUUUGCGGAUAUAUAUAUUUUAUUCUUAUCGCUCUUACUGGCUUCCGCAAUUUCGGGAACAAUAUCUCAAUGUCCUUGGCAAAGAGAUAUCUUGGAACUACAGACAUCUUGCAUAUGCGCAUAUAAUUUAGGACGAGAGCUUUCUGUUCAAUGUGAUCAGGUGAACUUCUUUUUACUUAUGGACGCUUUAAGUAUAUAUGCCACACAAAAACCGAUAGAUCUACUUUAUAUCAACAAUUCAACAAUCAAUGAAUUGCCAAACAACAUCUUCCAAAAUCUUAGUGUGCAUAAUGUACAAUUGUCCAGUUGCCAAAUAAGAAAAAUUCAAAACGGUGCUUUUAAUGGCCAAGAAACAAUGCUGAAAAAUCUCAAUUUACAAGACAAUUUGUUGACAGAAGUACCGACUAAAGCCAUAAAUUCUCUAAACAAACUAAACUUGAUUGAUCUUUCAAAAAAUCGUAUAACAUUUGUAUCCAACAGCUCAUUCUCAAGUCUAAAAAAAUUAUCGACCCUGAAGUUAAAUGAUAAUAACGUUACAUUAGAUGUUGCAGCCUUUAGUGGACUGGACGAAAGUCUUAAAAAUCUUAAUCUGAAAGGCACAAAACAACGUCAUAUACCCGAAAGUAUACGUGGACUUAAAAGUCUGGCAUUCCUUGAUUUAUCAUUGAAUGGUAUUAAGGAAUUACCUGGUGCUGGAGGUAUACGUACGUUCGAGGGACUCGAUUCAUUAACUGCUUUGAAUUUAGAACGUAAUUUUAUACAAAGUUUGGGAGAGACAUCAUUUGCUGGCAUUCGCAAAACACUGAGUUCCCUCAGCUUAUUAAAUAAUUUACUAUCCGAAUUCCCCAUUGGAGCUAUACAUGCAUUAAAGGAGUUACGAGUUUUAGACAUAGGUUUUAAUUUGCUAACCUCAUUACCUGAAGGCGCUUUCCGUGGCAACCCCGGCAUUACAUUACUGGCCUUAGAUGGAAAUCCAUUAAACACAGUACCUCAAAUAGCGUUCGCACAUUUAAAUUCAACACUUCGUGGCCUAUCACUAGGUGGCCGAUUUCUACACUGUGAUUGUAAAUUACGUUGGGUUGCUGAAUGGAUCCGCAAUGGCGACUUGCAAGUAACAUCACGCGAGCGUAACCCUCAAUUUUGCGGUUCGCCAACAAAUUUUCGAGAUAGAGGAUUUUACUCUAUACAACCGGAAGAAUUAAUCUGCUCUGACGUGCAGAAUAUAUCAAGUAUCCUUGAAGAUAUAAAAACAGAAACAUCACUAAUAACGCAAACCAACACUACAUCGCAAACAUCUACCAUUACRUCAAAUGACAAAAUUUACCAUCCAGAGUUAUUUGCAAUAAAUACAUCUACUACUACGAGCAGUUUACAAGCUUCUACAAAGACAACUACACCACGGCCCACAAUAGAUUCACCAACUAAACCAAGUUCCACAAUGCAGCCGGUGGUGGUAUCCUCUACAUUAUCAACUAAUCCGACAAUCUCUAAUGGUGGAAACGCUACUUUAACAACAAAGCCUUCUUUAUCUAACAUAGGUAUCAAAGCAGUAGCAACUAAUGCGACAAAUAACAGUGCCAGUAAUUCGCUCAAUAACAACAAGCAAUCGGGCACAUGGCGACUGAAUAGCUCAACAACAUCGUCAGUGGUAACACACAGCAAAACGCAAAAGCAGCAGCGUCCACCACUGAUACUAAGUUUUCCUCCACAAAGAGACACACGGUUCGACGACACUAAUGAAGUACAAGUAAAGAACGCCUUUCGACAAGAAAACUCUGUCAUCAUUCAAUGGGAUUCAGAUACAGCUAAUAUACUUGGCUUCCGUGUGGUAUACCGCCUGUUCGGCGAAAAGACAUUCAAGCAAGGACCACCGCUAGAAGCAAGUGAGCGCGAGUUUAAAAUAAAGAAUGUUCCAGCUCAAGAAUGCAUUAUUGUUUGUGUAAUUUCAUUGGAGGAAUUGCAUGUGACUCCCGAAACGGUGCCUUAUCAGCAAUGCCGUGAAGUACGUACAGUCGCUUCACAAACUUCUAACAUGGACAAAAUAACAAUUGCAGCAAGUGCGGCAAUAUGUGGUACAAUUAUUGUAGCAGUAAUUGUAUUUAUAGCCGCAAGUAGACGCUCGCGUAAACUCCAGAACACGCAACAGAAGAACCCUUUACCAAUUGGGGGAUUGCCAGUAGCCUGUUGCGGACCAGCAGGAUCCCCUGGGCCACUGGGCUCCAUCGCCACUUUAUCGGCAUUUAAUAACCAUAAGGAAUGGGAUCAAAUGUCUGCAUAUAGCGGUCGCUCUAUUCCACGACCACGAAUAUAUUCCGUAGAUAAUCAAGAGGAUGUGCGAAGUCAUUUUUCUGCUAUGCCUGGGAAAGUUGGUAAAGCGAGAUCAAUAGCUGAUGGUCAAUCCCAAAACAGUUUCUCAAAUAAUUCACAUCGCGGCUAUUUAGGCGCAGCUUUUCCAACUAAUUUGAUUAACUCUCGACCAGAACUUCGACAAUCCAGGCAGUCUUUAGCAGCCGCUUCGGAACGUUUAUCGCGUGCUUCAUAUGCUGGUUCCAUGCAUGGUCCAACCAGCAUAACUUCAAGUACCAGGCGUUCACGUCCACGCUCGAGAUCACGCGAGCAACUCAAUUCAACACAUAUACAUAACCAUAGACCUGGUAGCCGAUAUUCUCAAGCUGGUUCAACGCACACGAUAAACAACUAUUGUGAAACAUCCGACAAUUGGACAGACCAUGAUAUGGAUAUUUACAUGGCAAGGAACCCAACAACUCGCAAUGGUCUAGUGCCAUUAUGAGGGCAGGUUUUAUUCUCCUGAUAUUUCUAUGAUGUAUUAACUAAAAACGAGAUUAUCUGCUAAAACGUUACAAAUUUGCCUAAUGUUGUAAUGAAAUGGCGUAAUUUUUACAGCCAUCAAUCGAAAUGACAUUACGAACAUUAUAUACGGCCAUAUCGAAACGAUAUCGGAAAUAACUAGUAAUAAGAAUAUUUUAAAGCUGUGAGCACAUGAUGAUUAUCUUCCUUUUAUUUUCGAAAUCAUACACACACUGACCGCAAUGAAAUGUUCCCUCGUAUAAGGUAUUCGUAAUAGCGCUUAAUUACACUUCUAUGGAGAACAACAAAAUUUCUUUUUUGUAAUGAAAGAAUUUUGUACAAAGUAAAAUGUAUUUUUAAUACAAUUACUAGGCGGUAAUAUAUUUAAUUUAUAUAAUACAGUCAACAUCAGAAAAAAGUGUACAAUACUUGUUUACUACAUUUUAUUUCAGCCUUAUACAGGUAUGUAUCAGAGAUCUGCAUGCGGUGGCCGUAAUUAUUGUACACUUAGUAAAUACUUCUGCGACUGAACACUGCAUUGACUGAUACGUGUGAUGCUAAAGAGAAAGAAGUGGAUGAAGGAACACCAGCGCAAAGCGAGGAGUGUGCAUAACAUAUUGACUUCGGCAAAGAAGUGUUUCAAGUGUUACGCACGAAACAAGCAGACACUUCGUUUGACUUGUUGCCGAAGUCAUCAGGCACAGCGUUUAGCUUAUUGCCGAAGGCAUUACACUUUAUUUGACUGUUUUUUACUGUAACAACAAUUCAACGACACUUGACUGGUACGCUUAUUUCAUAAUUUCAGUUAUUCUGUUGCGCUCGGUGUGUUUAMACGGAAUUGAAAACUUGGCAGUUUUGUUUAAUAUAACUUUGUACCAGAGUACAAGGGAUGGUAUACUGCCGCAAAGUUCUUAAAUAUAAUAAAAAUUACACAUCCAACCUGAAUCGGCAUCCUUGUUGUCAAGACAUCAAACAUGCAAAAGUUUUAAAAACUAUAACAGAAGAAGACAACAACAACGUCGUUAUUUCACUCUUAAUUGUUUCCGUUAUUUCAUCUGCUGACUUUUAUACCUUUCGCGAAACUGUUGUUGGAUCUGGCAGCAAGUCUUUUAUGUCUACAUUUUCCCCAUAGGUUGCACCUAUCUUUAUAAAAAACUUGACUAACUUUGCGAAGCCUGAGCAACUGAUACCAUAAAAUGGCCUACAAUCUUCAGUAACCCAUCCUGCGCAUGCAUCAAUGCUUUUUUUUUUUUUUUUUGUCUUCUUCUGUUGCAGUUUUUAAAAUCGCUGCAUGUUUGAUGGCUUGGCAACAAGGAUGCCGAUUCAGGUUGGAUGUGUAAUUUUUAUUACAUUUAAGAACUUUGCGGCAGUAUACCAUCCCUUCUACUCUGGUACCAUCUACUUUCAAAACCUCUGACAAUAUAUUUCAAAUGAAACUUCUUCCCUUGUGUUGCAGUGGUAAGGUGUAAACACCAUUCGCAAUUUGUUCAGUGAUAAAAGCUUGUGUAUCGGACAUUAUAUAAAAUCUAUAGAAAAACACAUAUCCAUACAUAAAAUAACUCAUUUAUACAUACAAUGUACAGUACAGAAUAACAUCAUUAUAUUACUUACUGCUUAUUAAAUUACAAAGUUAUAUUAAAUAAAACUGCCAAGUUUUCAAUUCCGUGUAAACAAACCGAGCGCAACAGAAUAACUAAAAUUAUGAAAUAAGCGUGCCAGUCAAGUGUCGUUGAAUUGUUGUUACAGUAAAAAACAGUCAAAUAAAGUGUCAUGCCUUCGGCAAUAAGCUAAACGCAGUGUCUUAUGCCUUCGGCAACAAGUCAAACAAAGUGUCUGCUUGUCUCGCGCGUAACACUUGAAACACUUUUUUGCCGAAGUCAAUAUAUAUAUGCAGGCUUAAACUGAUCGUCACAUGCGGUGGUGGUGUGCGCUUGCACUGCAUGCUUUGCGCUGGCGUUCAGUCAUCCACUUCUUUUAAUGUAAGUAGGCUUAAA